UAGUCGGGGUCAGGCCUGAAGAAGGAGAAGAGGAAAUACGCCUGCGCGAGGGUGGUACAUCGUCGACAGCCUUCAGCCAUGGCAACUACUCGGCGUUGCAUGAACUGUGCACUUGUCGCCAUCAUGCUGUCCUAUGUGCUGUCACGUAGUUUCUGCCCUGUUGUUGCCGAAGUGAACCGCAGGUCUUGCAAGACCAUUGGUUCGGUUUUACGGACUUUUACAACCUCAAGUCCUAAAUUCGGAGAAGCACCGGACAAUGCUUCAGUGGUGACCUACUCGCAGCUGAAGAGCAUGUUGUCCAACCGUGACAUUCAGCUAUUUGAUGUGAGGAAUCCUGAUGAACACCAGGCUGGACGCAUUCCAGAUGCUGUCAACAUCCCAUUGGGCAACCUGGAAGAGUCUCUGAACCUGUCCCCAGAGGGCUUUCAGCAGAAGUUUGAAGUGAAGGCUCCUGGGAAAGAUGACGCCAACAUCGUGUUUCAUUGCAAAAGUGGCAACAGGAGCGCCAAAGCAUUGGACAUCGCCCGUCAACUGGGAUUUAGCAGGGUGAGACAUUAUAAAGGAGGGUACAGUGAGUGGGCAGGGCAAGAAGGAAAAUGAACCUGGGCUGAAUUCUGCACAUUAUAGUCCCAUAUCUUGAUUAAAAAUACAGCUAGAUCAGAACUACAGAAUGUACAUUAAAGAUGACACAUAAGAAUUACUGUUGAGCAAUGUUCAGUUACAAUUUUAUAUCAUACUGAAUGUUUAUAAGUGACAGUUUAAAUUCACAUUGGCUGUUAUUUUAUAAGUAAAUACCACUUAGAAGAUUGCACUUCGUUGGCUUUUUAUGUUUCUUAACUGAUUCAACCCGGCCAAUAAGGUUUCUCAUUUCAUGCUCUGCACCCUUUGGAUUCCACGUAAAGAAAUAUGUUCUAUGACAAAACUGAUUAAUGUGAAAGUGCUUGAUGUUGAUUAAAUUACAUAUAAAACUCA
Messenger RNA from Xiphias gladius (swordfish), 972 nucleotides. Its product is annotated as thiosulfate:glutathione sulfurtransferase. Gene Ontology annotation, molecular function: thiosulfate-cyanide sulfurtransferase activity. The transcript has 4 exons. NCBI's taxonomy places the organism in Eukaryota, Metazoa, Chordata, Actinopteri, Istiophoriformes, Xiphiidae. The coding region runs from base 79 to 600 and encodes 173 amino acids. Gene Ontology annotation, cellular component: mitochondrion. The record is from RefSeq and is a predicted model, not a curated record.